AUGGAUAUCAAGGCUUGUGUAUGUUACUAUGCGAUUUCAAGCCCCGCUGUAAAGCCGGCAGAUCACCACUCCAUUUCAAGCCACGUUGUGGUAGAGGCUUCCGGCAGAUUUGCAGUUGUGAAAGGAGCACCAUCCAAACAAGUAAGAUUUGAUGAUAUAGCGGCACUGACAAACUCUUUCUGUGCAUCUCCCGUGCCAUAUGGCUUUUUCGCAUUUACUCGCUAUGACGGGAAGUUGGUGGUUUCGAACAUGUCUAAUGUCCAUGUUAUGGAUGGAUGCACGAUUGCGUUAGACGGAACUACUUGCCCUUUAAACGAUGUCACGUUUUGCGGUUUCGGCAAUCUGUCUCCGGUUGGGUCAUUACCUAGGCAUUGGUCCAGUGCUAUGUUAGCGCUAUGCCACUUAUUGAAAUUAUACGGAAAACCAAUACGUUUCAUGUUGAUUGACCUUCACACAUCAACUAAGUCUGUAGUCAAGGACAGUUGUUCGAUUGCUGUGCUAUAUGAGGUUGUCAUCGAGGGAUCGAGAGAAUCCGUUGGAAAGAUAAACGUAAGUUAUGGCUAUCAUAUAGGGCCUGCUAACGUUCUCAAUGAUGGAAAUAUAUACGAGAACACAUAUAAAUUUUGGGAUCGUAUUGAUUCCAACAGUAGGCACCGAAUCGAUGCUGAGUUGCAUUUGCAAAUGAUGAAGUGGAAGGUAAUACCACAGCUAUCUCCAGCCAAUAUUACCGGGACAAACAUUUGUAUAAUAGGGGCCGGAGCACUUGGUUGUCAUAUUAUUAGGCAAUUUUUGGCAUGGGGCACCAGAAACUUUGUCGUCAUUGACCAUGCGAAAGUGACAAAUGCUACGCGACAGUGUCUAUUUAAUGUAAGUGAUUCCACUGAUCAGGCAUAUAAAGCCACAAUGGCAUGCCACGAGAUAAAGCGAAUUCGCCCAGAUGCCAACGCAAUUCCAGUGAACAUGCUUGUUCCCAUGCCUGGCCAUUUUAUAUCUGAAGAGGAAUUGCGCAUUUCCUACACCAGCCUCACUAAUAUUAUGCUGAAAUGUGAUGCAGUUUUUCUUGCGACUGAUUCCAAGGAGUCACGAUGGCUACCGUCCUUAAUUGGAGCCGCUCGUAGAUAUUACUCUUCGGAGAUGGAAUCAGGUGCUGUGGACGGAAGUCAUUCGAAUGCAGAAUUGAUCGAAAACAGGCGUGCCCCUUUAGUCAUUUCUACUGGCCUCACAUUUGACACUUUCAUGGUUAUUAGACACGGCUACGGCGAUUUUGACGGUGGAUGCUACUUCUGCAGCGAUGUGCAGUGGCCCGAUGACACUAUAUCCAGCAGGCCCAUUGAUGAAACAUGCACAUUAGUCAAGCCGGCAUCAGUCGCCAUGUGCGCAGCAGCUGCCGUCGAGCUUUUCAUAUCUCUAACGCAGCAUCCCAGACGUUUUGAGGCGCCACACAGCGGAAAUAGCUGCAUUGGUGGCGUUCCACAUGCAAUACACAUGAGUUUGUCAGGUAUGACAGUUGCACAUGAAACCAUAAAAAGUGCAGAUAUGUAUGUAAACAAAUUUUAUGUCGAAGCAUCUAGAAGGUGUGUGUGUUGUUCGGAUGCUGUAUUUAAACGGCUGAAAUCGAACCCUUUUGAUUUCUUGCAUCAGGUAGUAAUAAACCCUUCAAUUCUAGGCGAUAUAUCUGGUCUCAACAGAACCCUUAGCGCAGUUUCUGGUUAUGACGUAAUGCGUAGUGCAGUUGAAGAUGACUUCGUACUAAUCUAA
Molecule: messenger RNA, 1758 nt
Organism: Babesia ovata
Lineage: Eukaryota; Apicomplexa; Aconoidasida; Piroplasmida; Babesiidae
Product: ubiquitin-like modifier-activating enzyme ATG7
Exons: 4
Coding region: 1-1758 (585 amino acids)
Biological process (GO): autophagosome assembly; autophagy of mitochondrion; piecemeal microautophagy of the nucleus
Cellular component (GO): cytoplasm; phagophore assembly site
Molecular function (GO): Atg12 activating enzyme activity; Atg8 activating enzyme activity
Source: RefSeq, a predicted model, not a curated record